Aureobasidium vineae is the source of this 783-nucleotide messenger RNA. The record is from the annotation of a GenBank genome assembly. Lineage: Eukaryota; Fungi; Ascomycota; Dothideomycetes; Dothideales; Saccotheciaceae.
AUGUGGGCACAAGGCGUGCUCGGUGUCAGUGAUCCUCGCUUGCUCACAAAUUGUANNGUUUGCGGUAUCGAGUACGACUAUAACCUCGCCGACAACUCGAGCACCAUCAGGCGAGUUAUGCCCAUUGCUGGCCAGUAUGCCGGGUCUCACGGUAGAUUUCUGGAUCCGGAGUGGACUCGUCUGAAGAACUCUCCUUCACACGAUGAUGCCAACAAGGAGGGGUUGAGAGUGGAACUACAUGGAGGAAGAUAUCCCUUCGAGAAGUCCGACGGGCGCCAGCAANAGGCCAUCAUCGAGUUCCAGUGCGAUCGCAACAGGACCGGUCUGGAGGGUUCUGAGCAUGACACGCGCGACAAGCUUGACGAGGAACAAGAAGCGGAACGAGUAGUGAUUCGCACUGAGUCUGACGACAAGAAGGAUGACAAGAAGGACGACAAGAAGGACGAGGAAAAGCCCGUCGAGGAUGCCAGCCUGAAGCUAAUCAGCUACAGGUCAGAGGGAGAGGGCGAUGCCGAGUUCGAUGUCUUGCGCCUACAAUGGAAGACAAAGUAUGCAUGCGAAGGCAUGACUGAACACAAGCCUACCUCUGGCAACAACUCCAGCAAACACUGGGGCUUUUUCACCUGGUUCCUCAUCAUCAGCAAGUAUGGCUCGCAAGGCUUCGACUCAGUACCACACGCGGAUUUCUGGCGUGAUCUGCCGUACACUGUCAAGGACUGGGGCCGCUCGAUUGUUGGUAUGGUCCAAGGACGCACCAGCCGUGGAGGCUACAGUGCGGUCUAA